This is a messenger RNA of Trichoderma asperellum CBS 433.97, 802 nucleotides long. RefSeq lists its product as uncharacterized. The record is from RefSeq and is a predicted model, not a curated record. NCBI's taxonomy places the organism in Eukaryota, Fungi, Ascomycota, Sordariomycetes, Hypocreales, Hypocreaceae.
CCGCUCUCCAGCGUCGCGUAUCACAUUUGCGCCAAGAACAACCUCCCUCGCAUAAUCCCGCGCAACUCCAAAACCCCCAGCGCCAACGUCCAACGACCAACUCCUCCCAACUCCUCCCUACCUACUCAUACUACAACACCCUACUUACAGCCAUGGGCAAUAUCUGCGGCAAGACCGAAUCUGAACCGUCUCAGCCCGGCCGCCCCCUCGGCUCGGCUCCGCCUCCGGGCCCGAAAACAUCACGCGUUCCCCAGAAAGUCGGCGGUCCUCCACGAACACUGGGCGGUGCUGCUGGCAGUGGCGGCAGCGACGCUGGGGGUGCCAACUCGGGCGAUCCGAGCGAUGCGCGAAGAAAAGCUGCCGAGGCGGCCGAAGCCCGUGCAAAAGCCUCAUCAAAAGGCGGCAAACUCCAGUCGCAGCUCAACGCGCAGAAGAAGCAGAAUCGAUCGAGUACCUUGGCGGAAGCGAGCAACCAGGAACUUCGUGCUCGAGACGCAGACGAGGCCGCCCAGGCGCGAAAUUGGGAGUAGCCAGCUCACACUCGUACCUACAUCCUACGCAUUACACAUACGCUGGUCUUAUGUUGGCCCUAUUCUUUGAAAGAUACCUUGCGCAAUAUCAUGUGAGCGGAGCGGAGUAUUGGAUGCGGGACAUCAAGAGAGGGAUACUGCCCUGGUGGAGGCGCGCGAAGACCGGAAUCCCGCUGUCAAUUCUUAUUCUUCCUUUAUUUGACCUGGAGUUUGCUCUUUCAGUAGUUGUCGCUCUUUCACUUCUUUGUUUUUAUACUGUACUGUUACUGUAA